AAGCUGCUGAAGUUUGAUUUGCUCUUUGAAGACUCACCAUAUCGCACUGUUGAUGCAUGGAGCUGCAGGGCUGGACUGGCUCGCUUCAGUGGACAGUUGUGGCGGGGUUCUGUGACCCAGCCUCCCUCUCAUGUUACGGCCCUAUUUAUAACAUCUCCCACCCCUCCUUCAGUCCCAGCCCAUUGCCCAAAAGCCCGGCCACUGUUAGGAAGCACCUUUCCCUCUCAGCUGGGCCGCAGUCUGCGCUAGACUGUCAACUGAGAUCCAGCUCUCAUCAUCAUCAGUUGCGCUGCCUGGCAACUCUCGAUCGCAACGUGCAUGGGAUUAUCACACACACACACACACACACACACACACACACGUGUACAGACACACUUUUUCCUUUUCCUUCAUUUUCGUCUUUUUUUAAGGAGACACUGUUUGAAGUGAGACGCAACAGAGUGUUUUGUGUUUCUGCCGUUUGGGAAGUUUUCUUGUUGUGGUUUUUGUUCCACUUGCGGCUGGUUUGGUGCAUGCGAUGGAUCACACGCUGUUCGGCUGUUUGCGCAGCCCUCACGCCCCUCCGCAGGCCCUGCACCCCGCCUUCACCCUUCACGGACGCUCCGAGCACCUCUCCUCGUACUCUGACCUCUCCACCUCCUCUCCUUCUUCUACCUGCAUCGUGAGCGGUUACCCAGGUGAGGAUGGGGGACUGUUUGGGGGACACGGGCACCAGAGAGGGCCACCCAUGUCCCAGCAGCAUCAUCAUCAUGUACCCCAACCGCAGCAGACUGGAUGGCACAUACCGCAGACGGCCAGCGCCUUUCCAGCCAGCACCCGUCUAGGACUGGGCAUCUCUGCCCCUGAUUCAGGAUCUUCAAAUAUGGGCCCGGGGGGCCCCAGCCUCUGCGCAAGCACACCGAGCCUCGGAGGAGGGGUGCCCUCAGGUGCCUCCUGUGUUCCCGGAGGGGAUUUCGGACGUCAUACGAUGUCUCCAGCCGAGGCGGAGAAAAGGAAUAGCAAACGAAGAAGUGACAGCUCUGAGUCCCAAGAUGGGAAUUACAAAUCGGAUGUGAGCAGCAAGCCAAGGAAGGAGCGGACGGCGUUCACCAAAGAGCAGAUUCGAGAACUGGAGGCAGAAUUCGCCCAUCACAACUAUUUGACCAGACUGAGGCGGUACGAAAUCGCCGUAAACCUGGAUCUCACGGAAAGGCAGGUAAAAGUGUGGUUUCAGAACAGACGGAUGAAGUGGAAGAGAGUUAAAGGAGGCCAACUGGGGGCGGUAGCAAGAGAAAAAGAGCUUGUGAAUGUGAAGAAGGGAACGCUGCUUCCCUUCGAGUUUUCGGGAAUUCCUGGACUCCACCAUACACCGGACACGCUUAUCAACAAUGAGGACAGCCACGACAGCGACCAGAGCUCUGAGCACGCUCACUUAUGAUACAAACAGAUCCCAUUCGCCUUUCGAUGCUUAUCUAGGGUCAUGUUCAGUUAGGGAUUAUGUUAAGUACGGACUGAAAGUACGGACUGAAAGUACAGACUGAAAGUACACAAAGACCAUAUGUGCCAAUGAGGAGGCACCGUAACACGACGCCUAUCAGGACAGUUCCUGUGACGCCUCAAGAGUAGUGACAAUGUAAAAAUGUACACAGGACUGAUGUAUUGUUGUGCAUUUGGAUGAUACAGAAUAUCUGUGAUACCCUGGCAUCAAUUUUCACAAAAAAAAGGUGCCUUGCUUGUUUGACAGAAUUUGUUAACAUGUUUGAAAGGUGCUGUAAGUCAUUUUAAAAUCCUGCCUGUCAGCAAAGCCGAAUAGCAUCCCAGAUUUGUUGCUGUUUACAGAGCCUAGGGACUUCUGUCAGGUCGCAUGGAUAUUUUCUGCAUGCUAUUCCAUAAAAUAAUCACUUACAGCACCUUUAAAGUACCCUUCUACUGCUCUUUACUUGAAAGACAGAAUCUAGCAGUCCAAUCUGGCCCAACAACAUUCCAUUCAGAUCUUGCACUGAAAAGGUGUAAGUUUUAGUUUGCACUGUCAAUUUCUGCGCCUUAAUUGAUUUCUACUGUAUGUUUUUGUACUAUGUUGAUGUCAUCGGAAUAAUGAUCAAUCAAGCGUGCCUUCAAAAACAUUUCAGAUGAUCUUAUGUCAUGUAAAUAUAAUAAGUAUUCAUAUUUUUCAAAAAUCUGAUAGCUGUAUCAUGUGCACACA
Molecule: messenger RNA, 2182 nt
Organism: Sinocyclocheilus anshuiensis
Lineage: Eukaryota; Metazoa; Chordata; Actinopteri; Cypriniformes; Cyprinidae
Product: homeobox protein MOX-2-like
Exons: 4
Coding region: 518-1417 (299 amino acids)
Biological process (GO): positive regulation of transcription by RNA polymerase II; somite development
Cellular component (GO): nucleus
Molecular function (GO): DNA-binding transcription factor activity, RNA polymerase II-specific; RNA polymerase II cis-regulatory region sequence-specific DNA binding
Source: RefSeq, a predicted model, not a curated record